CAAAAAGUACAACUUAGUACGACUUAGUGUAUCUUGAUCUAUAAUUAAUUGAAUCAAAAUGUACAACUUAGUAUAACUUAGUGUAUGUUGAUCUAUUUUACAGGAACCCGGGGAAGAAAUCGAAGCUAUGCAACCUCUAAAUAUGUACUUCGGUUCCGAGGAGUAUACAAAACCAUUUAAGAUUUCUGCGAAGUGUUAUAUCGCACAGACAGUGAGGCUAUUAGGGACUCUUCUAAAACCCGAUGAGUUGGAUUGGUUCCUCUUGCACCCCUAGUUCAAGCAUUUCUUCCAUAUGCCUAAAAACUCAAAUCAUAAGUUGAUGGGUAUGUGGAUGCUCUUGCUUCGUACAGCGUGUUUAGAGAAGAAAAAAGAAUGAUGGUUCAUUGUUAAUGGGGUCCCAAUCCGCUAUUCUCUCAGAAAAAUAGCACUCAUGUCUGGAUUAAACUGUCGAGAAUAUCCACCUUUCAUGGAAGGAUUGGGGAGUUUAGAAUUUGCUGGGAAGUACUUUGGGGUUGGUACAAUAGUAACAUAUGCAAAAGUCAAAGCGAAGCUGCUGUCAAUGAAGGAACCUGGGACAGACCGCUUGAAGAUGGCUUUGCUAUUCUUCCUAUCCAGCAUAAUCAUAGGGAAGAAAAAAGGAGGGCAGCAAGCACCCUCUAUAGAACCUUUCUUUCUUAGAGUGGUGGAUGAUCUUGACACAUGUAAGACAUUCCCUUGGGGUCGCUUAACGUUUGAUGAGAACAUGAAAGACAUCUUUCAUUUGAUGAACCACUUUGAUGGAGUUGUGGGGGCACCAUGGGUCUUUCCUAGUUUUGUAAUUCCUUUGGAGCUUCUUGCGUUUGAAGCAAUUUCUAUUUUGAAGAACACUUUCAGAGAAGAUGUUAGUAAUGUACGUGCAUACCGUAGGUGUCCUCGGAUGUGCAGGAUGAAAUAUAAACCCAGCAAAAUGAAAGGCUUUUCUUUGACAGAAAUUUAUGACUGUCUUGGUACAACUAAGGAGAUUCAUAGUAUCUUGCCUCCAUCUUCUCGUGAGACACAUCUUCUAGGCCGUAUCAUGGUAGCAGAUAAUGGAUGGAAAGAUGUGGAUGAUCCAAUAGCUGAUGGUUGGAGCAAGUGUUUAAUUGACCAAGAGAAUUCAAUAUUGUUUGAGGAUCUUUAUAACCAAGAUGUGGCUACCCAGGGAAUUGAGGUAGGUGAUGUGGAACUUGAUAAUGUGGAUUCGGAUGAUGUGGAACAUGUGGCUACGGAUGAUGUGGAACAUGAUAAUGUGGAUCAAGAUGAUGUGGCUCCAAAGAAUUUGGUUGAGCUAGGAGAUAUGUUUAUUCAACUAGAAGACCGGAUGAACUAAGGGUUUAAGGAAAUCAUGGAGAAGAUUGAUGGCUUGGAUGGCAGAGUAACAUCUGUGGAAUCUUAUGUGAACUGGUAAAGAGGUGCAGAACAAGUUUGUCCUACUUUUGAUGUAGAGAAGACACAAAAAGAAGCAACAGAGGUAGAGAUGAAAAUGACACAGGAAGUGCAAGCUGAGAAAGAGAAGGCUGAGAGGGAGAA
This is a messenger RNA of Arabidopsis lyrata subsp. lyrata, 1548 nucleotides long. RefSeq lists its product as uncharacterized. The coding region runs from base 431 to 1348 and encodes 305 amino acids. The transcript has 3 exons. The record is from RefSeq and is a predicted model, not a curated record. NCBI's taxonomy places the organism in Eukaryota, Viridiplantae, Streptophyta, Magnoliopsida, Brassicales, Brassicaceae.